Messenger RNA from Topomyia yanbarensis, 5295 nucleotides. RefSeq lists its product as uncharacterized. The record is from RefSeq and is a predicted model, not a curated record. Gene Ontology annotation, biological process: DNA integration. NCBI's taxonomy places the organism in Eukaryota, Metazoa, Arthropoda, Insecta, Diptera, Culicidae. The coding region runs from base 1 to 5295 and encodes 1764 amino acids. Gene Ontology annotation, molecular function: nucleic acid binding. The transcript has a single exon.
AUGCCUAGUGAGAGGAAAAUGAAGGCAAAGGAGUUGAAGCGGAGAAAUGUCGUGGAAGCAUUGAAGAGGAUGAACGAAUUUUUGGGAAUUUUUGAUCCUGUUCAGCAUCAACACGAAGUCCCCCUUCGUCUCGAACGUUUGGACAAGCUGAUCGAGACCUUCGAGAUGAUUCAAUCGGAAUAUGAAGAAUUCGACGAUAGUGAAAAGUUUGUGACCGCUAACUUGGAAUGCAGAGCAGCCGUAGAAGAGCAGUACUUUCAUAUCAAAGCUGGUUUACUGUCGAAGAUGCCGCAACCCGUUCCCGUUCCGAUUGCUCAUACAUCGACUGCUGAAAUCCAUCCCGGCCCAUCUGGUUUGGCUAAUGUGAAACUACCGACUAUCACGCUGCCAGAGUUUGAUGGAGAUUUCAACAAUUGGCUGACGUUUCACGACACUUUCGUCUCCAUGAUACAUUCAUCGACAGAGAUUUCCUGCGUGCAGAAAUUUCAUUAUCUUCGUGCAGCACUGAAGGGAGAAGCUGCAAACUUGAUCCAGUCGAUUACAAUUACUGCUGCUAAUUAUUCCGUAGCUUGGGACACGCUCGUCAAACGCUACUCCAAUAGGUCUAUUCUUCGGAAGAAACAUAUUCGCGCGCUGCUGAAAUAUCCGAAAAUCCCCAACAAUUCCGUCGAUGCUCUGCAUAAGAUAGUGGAUGAUUUCCAGCGUCAUACAAAGGUAUUACAGCAACUAGGUGAACCCGUCGAACAUUUCAGUUGUAUUUUGAUGGAGCUACUGGAAGACAAAUUGGACGAUGCUUCACUGCAUGCUUGGGAAGAAUCAGUAUCGUCAGAUGAACAACCCACAUACACCAAGAUGAUAGAAUUCCUCCAGAAAAGGACCCGUGUGCUGGAAACUAUUCUCUUUAACCGCCCGCAACAUGCCCAUCAAAAAUCUGCAAGCCACAGUUCCGGAAACAAGAAGCCGUUUCAAACUCGUGUGAAUUCAAAUGCCAUGACCGAAGCUUUGCAAAAACCGUUCCCGUUGUGCCCUGCUUGUGAGAAAGAGAAGCAUUCAAUUUUGGAUUGUUCUGUAUUCAAUGGAUUCGAUGUUAAAGGACGUUUGAAGAUCGUAGCUGAUAAAGGUCUUUGCAGUAACUGUUUUCGUAGCGAUCAUUUCGCUCGUGCCAGUCGGUCCAAAUACCAUUGUAAACACUGUAACAAGCGUCAUCAUUCGAUGAUUCAUCCCGGACCAUUCUCAGCAAAUCAGUCUUCUACAGACAAUCGUACAAACGGUGCUAAUCUCGCUCCCAGCACAUCUCAGAUUAUCUCAGCUGUUAUUUCCCCGCGCUCUUGUGAUCCCGUCCCAUCAAAUGCAGCUGUGAAAGUGAGAAGUGGAGGCGUCAUUUUGUCGACCGUCGUUUUAUUGAUAGUCGAUGCAUAUGGUCAGGAGCAUAUUGCACGAGCACUGUUGGAUACUGGCUCACAACCGAAUGCCAUCAGUGAGCGCCUAUGUCAGCAACUGCACCUUCCUCGAAAAGUAGUCAACCUUCCCAUCGCAGGUGUAGAUGGUACUAUUACCAAUUCGAAGUAUCAAGUCCGUGCUGAAGUUCGCUCCAGAGUUUCCCGCUUUAAGGAAGUGCUAGAUUUUCUUGUGUUGCGGAAGGUUACCAGUGAUACACCACCAUCUUCAUUCGUCGUCCCUAAGUGGGAAAUUCCCGAAAAUCUGCAGUUCGCUGAUCCCGAGUUUAACGUGUCUCGAAAGGUAGAUAUGAUCAUCGGAGCAGGUCACUUCUACACGUUCCUGCUUGAAGGCCGAUUCCGUUUAGCCAAUAAUACUCUGCUAGUCGAUACUGUGUUCGGUUGGCUAGUCACCGGGCAAUUAGUAACCAACGAAGACAACCGUCAACCCCCUGUAGCUUGUCAUGUGGCGACAGUUACUCCUGUCGAUGAGUUGCUAGAACGUUUUUGGGCCAUAGAGGAAGUCAGCACGUCCAACUAUUCUAUGACAGAACAGCAGUGUGAGAACCUUUUCAGUGAAAGUACUUCACGUGAUCCCGAAGGACGUUAUAUUGUGCACCUACCAAAGGAGCCAAAUUUUCAGCAACUGCUUGGAACUUCGAAGGUGAACGCUCUACGACGAUUCAAGUGGUUGGAGAAAAGGCUGGAGAAAGACAACGACCUCAAGCAGCAAUACCACGAGUUCAUGGCAGAGUAUAUUGCAUUGGGCCAUAUGAAUGCCGUCCCAGAAGACGGUCUUGAUGGUCCAGACGCGUGCUACCUUCCCCACCAUCCCGUUGUAAAAACUUCAAGUUCAACCACAAAGGUGCGCGUCGUUUUCGAUGGUUCGGCGAAAACAAGCACCGGACAUUCGCUGAACGAAGCCUUAUUAGUUGGACCCGUCGUGCAAGAUCAGCUGCUCAGCAACAUUCUGCGGUUCCGUAAAUUUCCGAUCGCCUUGGUGGCAGACAUCGAAAAAAUGUACCGCCAAGUUUCGAUGCAUCCCGAAGACCGACGUCUACAACGAAUCUUCUGGAGAUUCAACAGCACGCAACCCGUUACCACCUAUGAACUGUCGACCGUUACCUACGGACUCGCGCCAUCCUCGUUUUUGGCGACAAGGGCAUUGCAACAGCUGGCAGAUGAUGAAGGCGCACCGUAUCCCAAUGCUUGCAAAGCAAUGAAAAAAUGUUUGUAUGUCGACGAUUUGAUCUGCGGCGAAUUCUCCGUCGAGCAAGCAAUCCAGCUUCGUAAUGAACUGAACGUUCUGUUAAGUAAGGGCGGCUUUUGUCUUCGAAAGUGGAGCUCCAAUUCAUUAGAGGUUUUGGCUGACCUCCCGCAAGAGCUUCUUGGGACAAAAACAGCCCGAAAGUUUGAACCCGAAGAGACAAUAAAGACUCUUGGUAUCAGUUGGGAACCAGCAUCCGACAUGUUCCGUUUCGACGUUUCCGUAAUCCUGAGGGAUGAGCCUGUAACCAAACGCAGUGUUCUUUCAAUCAUAGCUCAGCUGUAUGACCCUUUGGGUCUAAUCGCUCCCGUCAUUGUUCAAGCAAAAAUACUGUUGCAGCAUUUAUGGUUGCUUUCCCUGGAUUGGGAUGACGAAGUAACCCCUGACUUUCGACAACAAUGGUUCCAGUUUUGUGAGCAGCUACCUAAUCUACGUAAUCUUCGCAUCGACCGCUAUGCAUUUGUAUCCAGUAUCUGCCAUAGCGAAUUACACUGUUUUGCAGAUGCAUCAGAAGCAGCUUAUGGAGCCUGCAUUUAUGUGCGUUCGGAGACAACAGAUGGUAGAGUCAAAGUAAUUCUGUUGGCUUCAAAGUCCAAAGUUGCCCCGUUAAAGCGAAUAACCAUCCCUCGAUUGGAGUUGUGUGCUGCACUGAUCAGUUCCCGUUUGUAUACCAAGAUUGUAACAGCUUUAGACAUGAAGUUCGACGCAUGUUUUUUCUGGACUGAUUCAACUGUGGUACUGCAGUGGCUCAAGUCGCCUCCCCGAACCUGGAAAACAUUCGUCGCAAAUCGUGUUUCGGAGAUUCAGUCAAAUACUCACGGUUCAAGUUGGCUUCAUGUAGCUGGUGCUGACAACCCUGCGGAUUUGGUUUCUCGCGGACUAUCACCUGAUCAAUUGAUAGUAAGCGAAAAAUGGAAAGGCGGACCAAUUUGGUUAUCAAAACUGAAACAGGAAUGGCCGAAGCAAGUGUUAUCUGAAAUCCCACCCCCUGCAGAAGAAAUGGAGAUGAAAUCUGUCACCGUCCUUGUCGCCCAGCAGAAAUCACCCGAUCCCUUGUUCCUGAGAUUUUCAUCGUACCAACGUCUUCUGAAUGUCGUCGGAUACUGUCUAAGAUUCGUUCAAAACGCUCGCAGUAAGAAUAACAGAAUAACUGAUCGAGUACUCUCCGUGGUAGAACUACAAGCAGCAAAAUUCGGUUUAGUAAAAUUGGUGCAAGCAGAAUCGUUUCCCGAAGAACUAAAAUCGCUGCAUCGGGAGGUAUGUGUGUCCACGAAAUCCCAACUUCGUCUGCUUAACCCGUUCAUGGACACACAAGGAAUAAUUCGCGUUGGUGGCCGGCUACGGCUUUCCGACGAAUCCUAUGAUGUCAAGCAUCAAAUCGUCAUCCCUGGUUUCCAUCCUUUCACCAAGCUGCUUAUAAACUUUCACCAUCGCAAAAUAAUUCAUGGAGGCAUUGUCAUGACGCUAGCCGUCGUUCGUGAUGAAUUCUGGCCGCUCAAUGGACGAAGAGCAGUUCGAAGUGUCAUCCGUAAAUGUUUCAGGUGCAACAGAGUCAACCCCCGUCCCAUCCAACAACCCGUAGGACAACUACCAAUUGGAAGAGUUACCGCAAAUGAAGCUUUUACCCACACUGGUGUUGAUUAUUGCGGUCCUCUUUAUUUGAAACCAACGCACCGAAGAGCAGCAGCACGGAAAUGUUACGUCGCUGUGUUCGUUUGCCUCGCAACGAAAGCAGUACACUUAGAAUUGGUGGGCGAUCUGUCCACGAACACCUUUCUCAUGGCCCUCAACCGUUUCAUCUGGCGAAGGAACAAACCGUCCCACAUGUACUCUGAUAACGGUACCAACUUUAUCGGAGCCAAGAAUGCAUUACAUCAGUUAUACACUAUGCUUCAGUCCGGACCCGACCAAGACAGAAUCUACAGGCAGCUUGCUGAGGACGGUAUUCAAUGGCAUCUAAUUCCUCCCCGUUCUCCAAACUUCGGUGGGCUGUGGGAAGCAGCAGUUAAGGUGGCCAAAACGCAUCUGGUUCGCCAAUUGGGCAGUUCGUCACUUUCCUAUGAGGAACUUACCACCGUACUAACAACUAUCGAAGGCUGUAUGAAUUCCCGCCCGCUCACACCGUUAUCAGAUGACCCCAACGAUCUGUCAGCUCUUACUCCAGCGCACUUCCUCGUCAAGAACAUGAUCCGUCCGCUGCCAGAACCAGACAUCAGAAACGUACCGCUUAAUCGCCUUAGCCAAUAUCAGCGUAUCCAAGCCUACUCGCAGCGAUUUUGGCAUAGAUGGAGGAACGAGUAUUUGAAGCAGCUUCAGUCGCAGUAUACAACCAACCCUCAUUUGUACAAUCUGGACAUCGGUUCUGUAGUAAUCAUCAAAGACGAAUCGCUCCCGCAGGCGCGUUGGCCGCUGGCCCGCAUCGUACAAAUUCAUCCUGGACCCGACGGCAUCACCCGCGUUGCAACUUUACGCACCUCAUCUGGUACGAUGAAGCGAUCUGUAUCAAAAAUUUGCCCGCUACCAUGUACAACGGAGAUGGAUGAAUUCAAUCUUAGAGCAGCAACCAAUUCAGCCACAGAAGAAACAAACUGA